Aspergillus heteromorphus CBS 117.55 is the source of this 1059-nucleotide messenger RNA. RefSeq names its product 60S ribosomal protein eL24. Gene Ontology annotation, cellular component: cytosolic large ribosomal subunit. Bases 90 to 572 code for a protein of 160 amino acids. NCBI's taxonomy places the organism in Eukaryota, Fungi, Ascomycota, Eurotiomycetes, Eurotiales, Aspergillaceae. Gene Ontology annotation, molecular function: mRNA binding; structural constituent of ribosome. The record is from RefSeq and is a predicted model, not a curated record. The transcript is spliced from 3 exons. Gene Ontology annotation, biological process: cytoplasmic translation.
CGCAACAGCCUCGCCGCAGACGACCGCUUCGACCUCAACCACCCAACGCCAACCGACAAUAUCCCGGCUGCGCAUCUCAGACGUUCAAGAUGCGUACCUACGACGAUUCUUUCAGCGGUCAGAAGAUCUACCCCGGAAAGGGUAAGCUGUACGUCCGUGGCGACAGCAAGAUCUUCCGCUUCCAGAAUGGAAAGUCCGAGUCCCUCUUCCUCCAGCGCAAGAACCCCCGUCGCAUCGCCUGGACUGUCCUCUACCGUCGCCAGCACAAGAAGGGUAUCUCUGAAGAAGUUGCCAAGAAGCGCACUCGCCGUGUCGUGAAGCAGCAGCGUGCCAUCGUCGGAGCCUCCCUCGACGUGAUCAAGGAGCGUCGUGCUCAGCGCCCCGAGGCCCGUGCCGCCGCCCGCCAGCAGGCCAUCAAGGACGCCAAGGAGAAGAAGGCCGCCAACGAGAGCCGCAAGAAGGCCGAGAAGGCCAAGUCCGCCGCCUCCGGUGCCAAGGCCACUGGCCAGCGCAUCCAGAGCAAGCAGGGUGCCAAGGGUUCCGCCCCCAAGGUCGCUGCCAAGUCUCGUUAAAAAAAGAAAACCUUUUCCAUAUUCACCAACCGACGAACGGAAUAGAAGCGGUUCUGGCUUGGGCUGGGGGGGAAGUAGUAGGACAGACAGAGAAGAAAAUGGGAAUGAGAGGAUUUUUGGGCGGUUAGAUCAACCCCCGGCAAUGCGUUUAAAAAAAAACCUUUUCCUUUUUUUUAAUACGUAUAUCGAAUCCCGCCCCUCCCAUCUACGAAUUUUUUUUUCGGCGUAUGAGCGAUUUGAGAGGGUGUUUGUCCUCCCCUCAGAUAGGUCGUCUUAUCAUUAUUGCGCCCAUUGGUACCCCUUCCUAUUUUACCCCCCCAGAAAAAUGGAAAAAAUGGAUGUGAUAUGAUGGUCCCUGUUUUAAUUGCUUUCUCUCUCUCUCUUUCCCUCUCUCUCUCCCUCUCCCCGCGGUUUUCUCCGCUUCUAGAUCUGUAGACUCGGCUCGCCCCCCUCUGGCCUCCGCUGGAAUAUUAAUGUAAUAAUGCGU